Clonostachys solani is the source of this 2988-nucleotide messenger RNA. Lineage: Eukaryota; Fungi; Ascomycota; Sordariomycetes; Hypocreales; Bionectriaceae. The record is from the annotation of a GenBank genome assembly.
AUGGAGAAAAGUGAAUCGUCGGGCGGCCACCCUUCGUUGCUGAACGAGGCAAUGGCAACUCCAAGCCUCGCUGCAACCCAUACGAGCACGUCAAACAAGAUCCCAACUGCUGUGGAAGAUCGCGCAAACGGUGACCACUCAGAGGCAAACGCUAAGACAGCUAGCGAGCCUAAUGAAUGCAUUAGCGAUAAUGAUGAAUCGGAGACAAUCCUCCAGACAAGGCCGCUUAUGAGAAACCUCUUAUACUCGAGAGAUUGGCAACGGGAGAUCCCGAAGGAAAAGCGCUGGGGGCUUGUCAAGCUGCGCUCAAGACAGGCCAUGCUUCAUCUCGGAUACACUGAAAAUCGAAUUUCGGAUCUCGAGACCAAGCUCGGGGAGCUUCAGGAAAAGUUGGAGAAGGGCCGUAACGAUUAUAAAGAUCAAAAGAGAGAAGAUUGCCCAGUAUUUAUGCCGGCUCUGAAAUGGACGCCAAUAGAUGAGCUCCGCCCUCCAGGUGAAAGCGAUACUUUACCUCCGAGCCAACUGCCCGCCAUUGAGAUACUGUAUUCCGAAGGGUCUACAUUGAUUGAUUCUCAAGAUCAUGGUCAGCGUGAUUUCACAAGCGACCCAUACAAGUACCAAGAAGCUAUAGACAAAUUUCCAGAAAGGCUGCGAAUUAGGUCCUGGCCAUUGCUUGGGCACUUGGAGAAGGUUUGUGGAGAAAGCUUUAGUCUGAGUACUCUCGUAUCACAUGAACCAAGGUCCGCGUUGGUUCUCCUGCGUCCAUUCAAGGCCUUGGUUAUAUUCGAGCAAGUUAUUCGAGACAGCGUCUUGGGAGUGCAAAAAGAAGUGGACAACAUGAAGGCGAAGGGGAAAAUAAACACAAUAUUGACCGGCUCUGGGGAUCCUUUGGCGUUUGAGUGGAAAGACCUGCUUGCGGACUUGAAGUUGCUGAUCGAAGUCAUGGACACGGCAAUGCAGCCAACAUACAAACUGCGUCAAUCCAUUACCGAGGCCACAUUGGAAGACAUUAGCUUUCCGGACCUAUGGCACUUGUUCCGAAUAGGUGACGUUAUUACCAGAAGAGAUGCUAAGCAUCAAGCAUUCAAAGUGCUGGGCAUAGCGGGUGGCCGUGAGCCACUCACAACGAGAAUGAAUUCCGAAGAGAAGCGGUCACCCCCGAUUUACGGCUUUGCAAUAGAUUGCAUGAGUAUCACUUACGACGGGUCUUUUUAUGUGCCGCGACUGCACAAAUUCAUUAUCAGCAAGUUUAUCGGCCACAAGAAGAUACAUGCUUUGGAAGUUUAUCCAAUAAGUUUUGACCCCGACGGUAGCGCAAUUAAGGAUCAAUUGAUGUCAAACGGAGCGAAGUAUACGGAUCUCACGCGUGUCCCAUACUCUCAUGCGAUGUUUCGUGGUCGGACAAUUGAUGAUACUCCAGAGGAAAUCGAGGGCCAGAUUGUCAUUGAUGUUGCAAUGGCCCUCAGGACUGAACCGGAUUGGAGGCCUCCUUCUGACUUGAAUAAAGGGAACUUGACCAAGCCGGACUUGAGAGAAACAUUUUUGAUCCAACCGUGUAAACACGAAGGCGGUCAUACGGAAGGCUGUUGUGGUGGUGACAUCGCGUUCAAAGACCAGACUUUGAACAUUGACCAGCGUAACCCAAAAUUGAAAGCUUUCACGGAGUUAAUGAGGCCACGAACGGAAGGAGAGCUUGGUGAUGACCUGAUUCUUCUUCCUAAUUCGGUGCACGGCUUCGUUCUGAGGAUUCGAAAGUGGGUGACAGUGCAGACUCAGGACUUGUCAGACGUGACAUUUGACAAUGAUUUCAAUAAUCUGAUGAUGAACGAGAAGCAAAAACAGGCCAUCUUGGCCUUGGUGGAAACCCACGAGAAGGCGAGACUCUCGCCAGGUGCCAACAAACACUCAAUCGGGGCUUCUCUCGAUCUCGUGACAGGGAAGGGCACGGGUUUGAUCCUGCUCUUACAUGGCGAACCAGGCGUGGGCAAGACUUCAACGGCAGAAUGUGUUGCCGAUCGAACUAAACGCCCUCUAUUCCCCAUCACUUGCGGCGAUAUUGGGGAAGCAGCCAUGGAAGUCGAACGAAACCUACAGCACAACUUUCGUCUAGCCCACAGGUGGGGAUGUGUGCUCCUUCUCGACGAAAGUGAUAUCUUUUUGGCAAAGAGGAACAAGACGGACCUGAGACGGAAUGCUGUCACGAGCGUUUUUCUACGGAGCCUGGAUUAUUAUGCUGGUAUUCUGUUCUUGACCACUAACAGGGUCGGCGGAAUUGACCCGGCAUUCAAGUCCCGAAUCCAUCUGAGUGUGUUCUAUCCACGACUCGAUCUUGAUAGAACACAGAAGCUAUUUGACGUGUUCCUCCGUAAGACCAAAGAGGAGCAGCGGAAGUCUGGAGUUUCCACCUUCGACAUCAAGUCCAAGGAAAUAAGCCGCUUUGCUAAAAACAACUACCGGAGUCUUAAGAAGUCAGGAUUCAACACAUGGAACGGUCGACAAAUUCGCAAUGCGUUUCAGACUGCCAUUGCAUUGGUUGAAUAUGAUGUUUCUCAGAUGCAACCUGGUGACCCCAAGCCUUACUUAGGCAAGAAACAGUUUGAAGUGGUUGCCGAGGGCUCUAGGCAAUUCGAUGACUACCUCAUGCGAACUUUGCAAGGGAGGGACGCGGAUAUUGCUAUCCGCGACCAGUGGCGCGAUGACACAUUUGAGUUGCAAGAGUUAGGACACGCGACACCCCUCAGAAAUGAGUUACUGACAACGAGGAAACUAAAGACAAAGUUCAGGUCGGCAAAAAGCGAAUUAAGUGUGACAGAGAGUGAUUCGGAGAGUGAUAGCGAGGAGUCCGGUGACGAGGAGGAGAACGGAGAGGAUCAAGGGGUAUCUGCAGCCAUCAAGUCAGGGGAUCCUAAGAGUUCUGGUGGAAAUGAUAUGGCAGAAUAUCAGCAAUUCCUAGAAUUUCAGGCUAUGAAGAGGGCUAUGGGAAAGUAG